GUGUGCGCGGCGGGCGGCGGCGGCCGGGGAGGCCCGGGAGGCCGCGGCGCGGUCACUGCGAGCCGAGCCGAGCCGCGCCGAUCGCCCUCCGGCCCCGGCUCCCGCGAGCGAUCCCGGCCGGCGGCGCGGCCCGGCGGGCCCGGCGGCGCCGCAGCCCAUGGAGCUCGAGAACAUCGUAGCGAACACGGUGCUACUCAAGGCCCGGGAAGGUGGUGGUGGGAAUCGCAAAGGCAAAAGCAAGAAAUGGCGACAGAUGCUGCAGUUUCCCCACAUCAGCCAGUGUGAAGAGCUGCGGCUCAGCCUCGAGCGUGACUACCAUAGUCUGUGCGAGCGGCAGCCCAUCGGGCGCCUGCUGUUCCGUGAGUUCUGCGCAACGAGGCCCGAGCUGACCCGCUGCAUUGCCUUCCUGGAUGGAGUGGCCGAGUAUGAAGUGACCCCCGACGAGAAGCGGAAGGCCUGUGGGCGGCGACUAGUGCAGAAUUUUCUGAGCCACACGGGUCCUGACCUCAUCCCUGAGGUCCCCCGGCAGCUGGUGACUAAUUGCUCCCAGCGGCUGGAGCAGGGGCCCUGCAAAGACCUCUUCCAGGAGCUCACCCGGCUGACACACGAGUACCUGAGCAUGGCUCCUUUUGCCGACUACCUCGACAGCAUCUACUUCAACCGUUUCCUACAGUGGAAGUGGCUGGAAAGGCAGCCAGUGACCAAAAACACCUUCAGGCAGUACCGAGUCCUGGGCAAAGGAGGCUUUGGUGAGGUGUGUGCCUGCCAGGUGCGGGCAACGGGCAAGAUGUAUGCAUGCAAGAAGCUGGAGAAGAAGCGGAUCAAGAAGCGGAAAGGGGAGGCCAUGGCACUCAAUGAGAAGCAAAUCCUGGAGAAAGUGAACAGUAGGUUUGUAGUGAGCUUAGCCUAUGCCUACGAGACCAAGGACGCGCUGUGCCUGGUGCUGACGCUGAUGAAUGGAGGCGACCUCAAAUUCCACAUCUACCACAUGGGCCAGGCUGGCUUCCCCGAGGCGCGAGCUGUCUUCUACGCCGCGGAGAUCUGCUGCGGCCUGGAGGACCUGCACCGGGAGCGCAUCGUGUACAGGGACCUGAAGCCGGAGAACAUCCUACUGGAUGACCACGGCCAUAUCCGAAUCUCUGACCUGGGGCUCGCGGUGCACGUGCCAGAGGGCCAGACCAUCAAGGGUCGUGUGGGCACUGUGGGCUACAUGGCUCCGGAGGUGGUGAAGAACGAACGGUACACAUUCAGCCCAGACUGGUGGGCGCUGGGCUGCCUCCUCUAUGAGAUGAUCGCAGGCCAGUCCCCCUUCCAGCAGAGGAAAAAGAAAAUCAAACGAGAGGAGGUGGAGCGGUUAGUGAAGGAGGUGCCUGAGGAAUACUCUGAGCGCUUUUCCCCACAGGCCCGCUCACUCUGCUCCCAGCUCCUGUGCAAGGACCCCGCUGAGCGCCUGGGGUGUCGUGGAGGUGGUGCCCGUGAAGUGAAGGAACACCCCCUCUUCAAGAAGCUGAACUUCAAGCGGCUGGGAGCUGGCAUGCUGGAGCCACCCUUCAAGCCUGACCCCCAGGCCAUUUACUGCAAGGAUGUUCUGGACAUCGAACAGUUUUCCACAGUGAAGGGCGUGGAGCUGGAGCCCACUGACCAGGACUUCUACCAGAAGUUUGCCACGGGCAGUGUGCCCAUCCCCUGGCAGAAUGAGAUGGUGGAGACGGAGUGCUUCCAGGAGCUGAAUGUCUUUGGGCUCGAUGGCUCAGUUCCCCCAGACUUGGACUGGAAGGGUCAGCCCCCUGCGCCCCCCAAAAAGGGACUGCUGCAGAGACUCUUCAGCCGUCAGAGGUGAGCAGUGUGGGCUCCCCGUGGGUUGGCCUUGCUGCUGGGCCUCGGGGAGCCACGGGCAGCCCUUCCAUGGCAGAGGCGAGAUGUGGGCGAAAGAAGUCUGGUGCCCGCUCCCCCCCUUCCCCCAACUACUUCGUUCCCUGCACCCUGGCACCUUCAAGCUGCUGGCCUUGCUUAGCCAUCUGUCUCCCCAUGCUCUGCCUCCACCAUCUCUGGGGGAGAGGGUGUGGACAGGGCCUUGCUCUGGCGAAGCCCGAGAUCCGCCCGGACCCUCUUACUUCAGCCUGCUGUCAGUAUCCUCUGCGCUGAUGUCCACACAUGUCUGGCCUGAGCUGCUGCUCCAGGCCCCUCGCAGGGAGCCCCCAGCCCAGAGCAUGGCUCCAGGCAGCUCCUGGCAGGGCUGGCCUGGGUAGUAGCACUGGUGGCUAAUGGCACUCGCUCUGCCUCUCUCCCUCCGUGUCUUCCCCAUCCCUCCAGGAUUGCUGUGGGAACUGCAGCGACAGUGAGGAAGAGCUCCCCACCCGCCUCGAGCUCCCCACCCGCCUCUAGCCCCCAGCCUGAGGCCCCCACCGGUGGUUGGCGGUAGCAGCUACUCCGAGCGCUGUUUACAGUUUUGCACAGUGGUCUUCCCCAUUGCCCACGCGAGUUGUGGCCUGGGGAACACAGCCGGAGCUGUCCCCAGUGUCCUCUGCCCCUCAGCCCCUGGUCUGGCUGGGUUCGGGCAAGGCCUGGGCUGUCCCUGGGACAAAGGUGCGUCCCUUCAGCUCUUGUCUGUGGAGCUUGGGGCUUUCUGUAUUUAUGUAUUUGUACGAAUGUAUAUAGCAACCAGAGCGUUCUUAAGACCCACCCUGGAGCUGGCAGAGGGGCCACUGCCAAACUCAAGGCUCCUUGGGCCCAGCUUGGACAGGCCGAGACUGGGCCAGACAAGGCCCUUGAGCCCCCAGCACUGUGCUCGCCACCGCCGACCUCCGAGUGAGACUCAUGCCUGCCUCUGCCGCCCUGGGCUCGGGCCACCACCUCUUGGGGUCCAUUGUUGUCCCUUCUCAGCACUUGUCAAAGCUGGAUCUGGGGCCUCUGUAUCCCCUAGGCCUGUGCCAAAGUGUGACCAGAGAUUGGGCUGACCCUGGGACCCAUCAGUCCACUGCCCAGGCUGUCCCAGAUGGAUCUGCCUCUGCCUUCCAGCUCCCAGGGUGCCUCGUCCCUCAUGCUGGGCCCUGUCCUGAAGACACCUCUUGUAGAAACGCCCCAGCCCAGGCCGUGGGAAGGGGGAAGGAUGUUGUCCCUGGCCAACUCUCAAACAUUCCAGACUCCCCUCUUAACAGUAGACACAUGUGCCCAGCAAUAAUCCAUCCCUCCCUGUGUGUGCCUGUGGGGUGUGUAUGUGAGUGUGUGCGUGUAUGUGAAGGGGAUUGGCCGAGGUGUGUGUGUGCCUGCACCCCAGGCCCCAAUUCUGGUCCUUCCCAGGUGGUAAUGGCCAUCCUGGUCCCAGUGUUAGGGUAGCAUGGGAUUAUAGGGCCCUGGUUUUUCCGUAUUUAAAGCCAAUUUUUAUUACUCAUUUUGUCCAAUGUAAGCUGCCACGUGUCUCUGAGUGAAUACAGUCGAGCACAAACCUG
Molecule: messenger RNA, 3449 nt
Organism: Enhydra lutris kenyoni (northern sea otter)
Lineage: Eukaryota; Metazoa; Chordata; Mammalia; Carnivora; Mustelidae
Product: G protein-coupled receptor kinase 6
Exons: 16
Coding region: 158-1840 (560 amino acids)
Biological process (GO): regulation of signal transduction; protein phosphorylation; signal transduction
Cellular component (GO): plasma membrane; cytoplasm
Molecular function (GO): G protein-coupled receptor kinase activity; ATP binding
Source: RefSeq, a predicted model, not a curated record